Molecule: messenger RNA, 1206 nt
Organism: Caenorhabditis remanei
Lineage: Eukaryota; Metazoa; Nematoda; Chromadorea; Rhabditida; Rhabditidae
Exons: 7
Coding region: 1-1206 (401 amino acids)
Cellular component (GO): membrane
Molecular function (GO): G protein-coupled peptide receptor activity
Source: RefSeq, a predicted model, not a curated record
AUGUGCACACAGGAUUUACCGUUGUUCGAUUUGGAGAACAACAGUACCAUUUUCUUCUUUGAUCAGCUUAUAGCUUUUAAUCAAGUCUACACAGUACUCCAUCGUUAUCUAUGUCUACUUGUGUGUUUUUUCGGUGUCCUUCUCAACAGUCUUCAUUUCUAUGUGUUAACAAGGAAAACAAUGCGAGUAUACAUAAUAAACGCUCUACUGUGUGCCAUGUCAAUAUGUGAUAUUAUCACAAUGACUUCCUACUUUAUCUAUAUUCUACGUUUCCGAAUAUUUGACUCUCCAUCCACUACAAUUGGCUAUUCAUAUCCUUGGCUGAUAUUUCUGAUAACUCAUGUGACGUCAUCAAUCGCUCUUCAUACAACUUCACUAUAUCUGUCUGUAAUUAUGGCCUAUAUCCGAUGGACAGCGUUGGAUCGAUUAGAUGCAAAGUGGAUUAAUCAUGGAGCAUUAAAACAGAUUUUAAUCUUUACUGCAUUAAUUGUCUCUAUUAUUUCGAUUCCUACAGUAAUGGUACACAAAAUUGUACCGGUUAUGGAAGUGCUAGGAGUCAAUGAAACGGAUGCAGUUGGUGGAGGACUUAAGCUCGAAGGUCUGUACACCGUCCAACUCGAUGAAACGAAGAUAAACGGAUGUGCACUCUUUCGCGUGAAUCUUUGGAUUACAGGAGUUAUGUUCAAGGCUCUGCCUUGCCUUCUAAUCCUCUGGUUCACAAUUGCUCUAAUUUACAAACUGAUUCAAAUGAGCGAGAAAAGAAAAAUUCUACGAGGAGAAAAAAGGGAAAAAGAGGAAUUUCAACUAUUGGCAACUUCAUCAACACCAACGAAUACAACAAGAGAUGAACCGUCACCAAGGAUUCGAAAAGUUUCGCAAUGUCGUAAUGUCUCCAUCGACCGAACGACUCUAAUGCUUAUCAUAAUGUUGGUCGUUUUUCUAUGCACUGAAAUGCCACAAGGUCUGCUGGCGAUACUGUCAGCUAUUUAUCCGACACAUGUCCAUACAAUGAUUUAUGUCAAUGUUGGAGAGGUUCUCGAUUUGAUGUCUCUCAUCAACUGCCUUACAUCAUUCAUUGUCUACUGUGUGAUGAGUACUACGUACAGAGCCACAGUAAAAUCUGUUUUGUGUCGUCCCAGUAAUCGAGGAACUGUUUUCAAAAAUACCCAUCUUCUGCUCAAUUCCUAUAGAAUACAGGUCUCUUAG